This is a messenger RNA of Trichosurus vulpecula (common brushtail), 1785 nucleotides long. It is a transcript of the gene PRDM14, whose product is annotated as PR/SET domain 14. Gene Ontology annotation, molecular function: protein binding; RNA polymerase II transcription regulatory region sequence-specific DNA binding. Gene Ontology annotation, cellular component: nucleus. The coding region runs from base 1 to 1785 and encodes 594 amino acids. The record is from RefSeq and is a predicted model, not a curated record. Gene Ontology annotation, biological process: regulation of transcription by RNA polymerase II. The transcript is spliced from 7 exons. NCBI's taxonomy places the organism in Eukaryota, Metazoa, Chordata, Mammalia, Diprotodontia, Phalangeridae.
AUGGCCGUAUCUUUGGCUGGUGAGCUGGGGCCCCAAGAAAAGCUGUACGCAGAGGAGAGCCUCCGGAGCAACCCUGCCCACGUGGCCGGCUACUACACUCCUCUCCUGCCCCACAGCCUGUAUGGGGACAGUCUGGCCAGUUCGCCUCCGGGCAGCUCUCCCAUCAGCACUUCCCCGGAGUUUUUCCAUCAACUCAAGACUUUGGGAAGACCAGUGAUAAACUCCACGGCGCUGUCCCACUUCGGCUACAACGGCAUGCCCACUUUCCUGAACCACGGUGCGACCCUGCCGAGAGAGCCUUUCUAUAACUUGCCUCCAGGAUCCUUGCCCUUCUUUGGCAGUGUGUCCCCAGAGGAAGGCCAUCCACCUUUCCCCAAAGAGGGGCUGCUUCCUGUGGACAGCAGCGGCGUUGGCGGUGGCAGCGGCAGUAACAAAGAUUGUCAGAACGGCAGCCACAGCCUCAGCCUCAUCCUUCCGCUGGCGGAGACCUCUGUCACCUGGCCGACCAAGCUCUCAUCACCCAAGAUCUCUCCGCAGUGGCUUACCGGCCCCGCGCCCAACCGCUUCUUUCCUUACUCCCCCCGGAAGAGGCGCCAGCUAGAUGCGGGCCCUACCUCCCAGAGCGCAGUGCCGGAGGGCCCGCGGCAGUACCACUUUACCGAGGAGGAGUUGCGCCUAGUCCUGUAUGGGGCUAUCCGAUCCCAGCAGCAGCCCACUAGAUUGCGCUGCGCUAUCUCCGGACUCCGGGUACCGGAGGACGGCUCAGGGUCAGAAUCAGUGAUUCAAUCUCUCGAUAAAGACUCCUUGAAGUUACCUGAAGGUCUGUGUGUACUGAAGACCAUGUGUGGUGAUGUCCCUCAAUUUGGUGUAUUCUGCAGCAACCUUGUUCCCAAGGGGGUUAGAUUCGGGCCCUUUCUAGGUAAAGUGGUCAACGCAAGUGAGAUCAAGACCUAUGGUGACAAUUCCCUGAUGUGGGAGAUCUUUGAAGAUGGCCAUUUGAGUCACUUCAUAGAUGGAAAAGGAGCCAGUGGGAAUUGGAUGUCUUUAGUCAACUGCGCCCGUUUUCCAGAAGAACAGAACCUAUCAGCAGUCCAGUGUCAAGGCCAAAUAUUUUACGAGAGCUGCAAAGAAAUCCUCCCCAACCAGGAGCUGCUGGUGUGGUAUGGAGACUGCUACCAACAGUUCCUGGGUAUCCCUGUGAAUUUGAAAGUUGUGGACAAAGGGAAGCAGCAGCUUGAGCCUCCAGAAGAGUCUGGAGAAAGUCACAAAUGUGAAAGGUGUGGCAAAGUGUUUGCCUACAAAUAUUACAGAGACAAGCACCUCAAGUAUACUCGAUGUGUGGACCAAGGGGACCGUAAAUUCCCCUGUAACCUGUGCAGUCGGUCCUUUGAGAAGCGGGACAGGCUCCGGAUCCACAUCCUACACGUCCAUGAAAAGCACCGACCUCACAAGUGUUCCAUGUGUGGAAAGAGCUUCUCGCAGUCCUCUAGCCUCAACAAGCACAUGAGGGUCCACUCUGGAGAGAGGCCGUACAAGUGUGUCUACUGUAACAAGGCUUUCACUGCCUCCAGCAUUCUCCGAACUCAUAUCCGGCAGCAUUCUGGGGAGAAACCCUUCAAGUGCAAAUACUGUGGCAAAGCUUUUGCCUCCCAUGCUGCCCACGACAGCCACGUCCGCCGCUCUCACAACAAGGAAGGAGGGGGCUGCUCCUGUGGAAUCUGUGGAAAAACCUUCGUGGAGCAGGAGAAAUUCCACUGCCAUAUGAAGUUUCACGGUGUCCUCUAG